Molecule: messenger RNA, 2857 nt
Organism: Miniopterus natalensis
Lineage: Eukaryota; Metazoa; Chordata; Mammalia; Chiroptera; Miniopteridae
Source: RefSeq, a predicted model, not a curated record
GAGAAUGCAUAGAAGGGCUGCGGGAAAACGACUACCUUCUGAUUCAUUCAUGCCGUCAGUGGACCACCAUCACUGCCCAUAGCUUGGAGGAGGGGCACUACGUCAUUGGGCCAAAGAUAGAGAUUCCGGUACAUUACGCAGGCCAAUUCAAGCUGCUGGAACAAGACCGAGAUAUAAAGGAGCCAGUGCAGUAUUUCAACAGCGUGGAGGAAGUGGCUAAAGCAUUUCCUGAGCGCGUGUACGUCAUGGAGGAAAUAACAUUCAACGUGAAGGUUGCUUCGGGCGAGUGCAACGAGGACACGGAAGUUUACAACAUCACCCUGUGCACAGGCGACGAGCUCACCCUCAUGGGGCAGGCCGAGAUCCUUUACGCGAAGACGUUUAAGGAGAAGUCAAGGCUCAACACGAUCUUCAAGAAGAUCGGGAAGCUCAAUUCCAUCAGCAGGCUGGGGAAAGGCAAGAUGCCGUGCCUCAUCUGCAUGAAUCACCGCACCAACGAGAGCAUCAGCCUUCCCUUCCAGUGCAAGGGCCGGUUCAGCACCCGGAGCCCCCUGGAGCUGCAGAUGCAGGAGGGAGAGCACACCAUCCGCAACAUUGUCGAGAAAACCAGGCUUCCCGUGAACGUGACGGUGCCCAGCCCGCCGCCCAGGAACCCCUACGACCUGCACUUCAUCCGCGAGGGGCACCGCUACAAGUUCGUCAACAUCCAGACCAAGACGGUGGUGGUGUGCUGUGUGCUGCGCAGCAACAAGGUCCUCCCCAUGCACUUCCCCUUGCACUUGACCGUCCCCAAGUUUAGCCUCCCGGAGCACCUGGUGAAGGGGGACAUGUGGCCGGAGGCCCUGGUCCAUCACUGGCUGGGCAUCUGCCAGGAGCAGUUCGACAUCGAUGAGUAUUCGCGGGCCGUCCGCGACGUGAAGACCGACUGGAGUGAGGACUGCAAGAGCCCCAAGAAGGGCCGGUGCUCGGGCCACAACCACGUGCCCAGUGCCCUCAGCUAUGCCCGCGACGAGCUCACCCAGUCUUUCCACCGGCUCUCCGUCUGCGUGUAUGGCAACAACCUCCAUGGCAACAGCGAGGUGAACCUGCACGGCUGCAGGAACCUGGGGGGAGAGUGGGCCCCCUUUCCUCACGACAUCCUGCCCUGCCAGGACUCGGGGGACAGCGGGAGCGACUACCUUUUCCCAGAGUCCAGCGAAGAGUCGACGGGGCUCCCAGGAAAGUCGGAGCUUCCUUACGAAGAGCUGUGGCUGGAGGGAAGCAGCCCCGGCCACCGGCCUCUGGCGCGCUCCCUGAGCGAGAGGAGCAGGUGCGACCAGGCCAGAGGUUCUGCCCGGUCCAAGUGUGCGCCGUCGCCUCUUCCCGUUCCUGGGGCCCUGGGAGCAGCGAUGAAGUCCUCAGAGAUUGCCCUACCUCCACCUCCAGUGCCUCCCAAGUCUGAAGCCGUCAGGGAAGAGUGCCGGCUCCUGAACGCCCCGCCCGUGCCGCCCCGGAGCGCAAAGCCUUUGUCCACCAGCCCCUCCGUCCCUCCUCGCUCAGCCAAGCCGGCGAGGCAGCAGACCCGCUCUCCCAGCCCCACCUUGUCCUACUACUCUUCAGGGCUGCACGACAUCGUUACUAAAAGCGACACCAGCCCUUCUGAAAGUGCUCCUGUUUCCUGCUAUCCAUGCAACCGCGUGAAAACCGAUUCUGUGGACCUGAAGUCCCCGUCUGGGAGCCUGUCCGCUGAAGGGCUCGCCUCCCGGCUCUCGUGGCCUAACCAUUACUCGGGAGCCUCGGAGAGCCAGACCAGGAGCGACUUCCUGCUGGACCCAAGCCGGAGUUACAGUUAUCCCAGACAGAAGACGCCAGGCACACCAAAGAGAAACUGCCCAGCACCUUUUGACUUCGAAGGCUGUGAACCCUUGGCCAGUCCCACCAGCUCGGCCCCUGCAGAAUUCAGUAGCAGCGUCUCCGGUUGUCCCAAGUCAGCCAGCUACUCUCUGGAGAGCACAGACGAGAAAACGCUUGCAGCUAGCUCGACAAAGCAGAGUGUUUCGUGCCCUGCCUUACCCCCCAGGGCCCCCAAACCAGUGGAAGACAAAGCCUCCUCCGGAACUUCUCCUUUGCCUCUGAAAAUCGAUGGUGCUGAGGAAGACCCCAAGUCGGGGUCACCGGACCUCUCUGAGGACCAGUAUUUUGUUAAAAAGGGCAUGCAGGACAUCUUCUCGGUCUCUUACCCUUUCUCAUCUCCGCUCCACCUCCAGCUGGCCCCCAGGUCCUGCGGCGAUGGCUCCCCAUGGCAGCCACCCGCAGACCUGUCGGGACUCUCGAUAGAAGAAGUGUCCAAGUCGUUACGGUUUAUCGGUUUGUCUGAAGAUGUCAUAUCAUUCUUUGUGACCGAAAAGAUUGACGGGAAUUUGCUUGUUCAACUAACAGAAGAAAUCCUCUCAGAGGAUUUCAAGUUAAGCAAACUGCAGGUGAAGAAAAUCAUGCAAUUCAUUAAUGGCUGGAGGCCCAAAAUAUAGCCAAAUAACCCCAGCUAGCAUUGAACAAAACUGAUCAGCGUGUGUGCUAGAAGGGGUGGGCCGGGACACAGUUUCAUGUUUUUUUGCACUAAAAACCUUCUCUGUAAAUGGGGAUAAGAGAGACUCUUACUAUACAGAUCACUUUUUUGAAUGGUGAGCAGGCUGUUUUGUACAUCAAUAAAAUGCUGUACAGACACUCAGAGGUGUGCCUUGUACGUCACUCAACACUCAGCAGCUGCUAAAAGACAAGAGGCAUGUUCAGAGAAGUCAUUCUCACCCAAGUAGGUUUAUGCGAGAAGGUAUGAUAUUUAUUACAAAAUAGCCAAAGCUGAAAGACAUAAAAAUAUUUA